Molecule: messenger RNA, 7200 nt
Organism: Orcinus orca (killer whale)
Lineage: Eukaryota; Metazoa; Chordata; Mammalia; Artiodactyla; Delphinidae
Gene: BEGAIN
Product: brain enriched guanylate kinase associated
Exons: 6
Coding region: 3985-6045 (686 amino acids)
Cellular component (GO): synapse
Source: RefSeq, a predicted model, not a curated record
UCGCAGGCCUCUGCCGCAGACAUGGAGAAACUCAGGCUGCGCAGCCCCUGGGUGCCCUCGUGCCUCGGGCAACCCCGCGUCCUGCAGGGCCGACUGGCCAGGUCCUCACCCUCGCUCUGGGACAGGUAAUACACCUGUUGUCUCCCCGGCUCCUCGGUGUCUCUGCGCCUGUCCCCAGACGUCCAUCCCACAUCUGCAUCAACUCCCCCGAUGAGGCCCAGAGAGGGGGAGGGUGUCAGCUGCCAGCACACCCUCGCCAUUGCUUCCCGGCCAUCUGGUCUUGGAGGCGAGGCCCCGGUGUCCCCACAGACCAGCCCUGGGCUCGGUCAUCGGGCUCAGGCCUCUGCUGAGCAGCCAGAGGGGCUCCUGGUGGGAGGCAGGUGGGGUCCCACUCUGCGCCGAGGGAGCUCAUCUUUCUCCCCUGUGAGGUGGGGAAGCCUUCCAGGGGCUUCCCACGGGCAAGGAGGGAACCACGAAGCAUGCACCCACCAGCACACACCCUGCCGGGUGAGGCCAGAUACUGAUCAAUUCACCAGGACCCAGGUCAAAGCGAGGGGACCCCCCCCGGGCAGCAGUGUGAGCAGGGCUUCCCGAGCCCCCCAGCCGGGAGGGUGACCCUGAUCCGGAGGGUGGUGCAUGAGGGAUUUCCAGGCCCUCCCUGUGCAUCUGCUGAGGGGCCCCCUGAGCCAACUCCACACCAGGGGGGAGGCAGAGGCACUGAGCAUUCCCCCCAUGGUGCCUGCCCCCGGCAUCGUCUCUUGGCGGUUCUGAUGAUCCGGGGAAUGCAGGGACCACGGUGACAGCCCUGUUCCCUGAGGGUGGGUGCUUCAGCGUGUGGGUGCACACAUCCCCGUUUUACAGAUGUGGAGACUGAGGCUGAGGUCAGGCAGGGCUCGGGCAAAUUCCCUGGGAGGGAAAGGCAGGAAAGGAUGGUGGUACCAAACAGGUGACUGAAGACCUCAGGGUGCCCAGCCCAGGGCCCUCCCUGGACCAGGCAGGGGAGGGGACAUGUCCAAAGCUCUGGAGUAGUUGAUGGCCAGGACUUGGUGAAGGACUGUGAAGGGUGGCCACAGGCAGUGAGAGGGGUCACCACGGCUUCUCAGGGUCUGACUGGGGACCGCUGGUAGCUGUGACCUUCCCGGGGCUGGGGAGCACAGGGGGCAGAGAAGAGUCAGCACUGGACGCGCUGGCUGUGAGGUGCCUGUAGGCCUUCUGGGAGGAGAGGCCGGUGGGCGGCUGGACGUGGAGGGCAGUAGAGCCCUAGAGAGAGGUCGGGGCUGCAGAUGGAGGCUGGGGAGGGGUUCGUGUGUGGCUGGGCACAGAGGACCUUAGGCCUGAGAUGUGCGGGGAGGGGGCGAGGGGUAAACCAGGGCCCUGAGGAUCAGCCUGGGCGACGGAGCUGGAGCGGCAGAGGUGGGGAGGCGUGGUGGGGCACCGGGGUUGGCGCUGCUGUGACUGAGGGACCAGGGGGGCGUGUCCAGGGCCAGGGCCCAGGUACCUCCAGCAAGCGGGCUGGGGGCUGUGGCAGCCCAGGGCCGGACCCGCUGCGGCUGAGGGGUGGGUGGGUGGGUGUGAGGGGCUCAGGAGGUGAGAGCAGUACUUGACGGGUGGUGGGACAGAGCCGCCCAGUAUGUCUGGAAGGCCAUCCGGAGGCCAAGGGUUAAACUGAGGCUGGGGUGGGCCGGCUCGAUGAAGCUGGCUGCCUCGCGAGGGGCCGUCGCGGCUCAGAUGCCCGUCUGGCGGGUCCCGGCUCUGCUCGGAGCCCACCUUAUAGCCCUGUCAUAUUUUCCUCCUACACGUGCCUUGUUGGUGAACCUGCUCCCUUGUUCACUGUUUGUCUCCCCUCGAGACUAUAAGCUCCGCGGGGCGGGGACCACAUUUGUCUCAUUCGUGCUGUGAGGCGCAGGGAAUGGUGGGACAGGGCAGGAAAGGAAGGAAGGAGGGUGACGGGUGGAUGCAUCGUAGGGGGAUACGGCUGGGUCACGUCAGGUGUGGAGAGUCUUGACGGCAGGGUCCGAGCUGUGGCUGCAGGCGAGUGACCAAGGUGGGGGAGGGCGGGGGCUCAGGUGGCCCCACGGGUGCUCUCACCUCUUUCCGAGGGUGCGGACCCCGCCUGUACCCUGUGACCGAGGGCUGUGGGUGACCUGCAGCCCCUGCAGGAUGACUGACUUCAGGGGCCGCCGCCCCACUCCCACGCCUGACCCCAUGUGUGCAGGGGGCCCUGGGUGACAUGGGAGAGCCCCCAGGAAGCUCGCCAUUCCCCUGGGGAGAAAGGCCUGGGCCAGGGGCAGUCUGGGACCUGUAGCUGCAGGGGGCUUGGAGUGAGUCAGUCAGGCGUGCUGCCUGGAGGAAGCGGCAGGGCCUGCUUGGCAGCCAUGGGCGGGCACUCUGCCACUGGUCUCCCUCCUUGCUUGUCACUCUGCAUCUUCCUUGGGGACCAACUCUUGGGAGGACCCACCCCGCCCUUCUCUGAGGCUCUCAAAACGUAGGCAACUCUUUAUUUUUUUAAUUAAUUAAUUAAUUUAUUUUUGUGGGGGUAUGCGGCCUCUCACUGUUGUGGCCUCCCCCGUUGUGGAGCACAGGCUCCGGACGUGCAGGCUCAGCGGCCACGGCUCACGGGCCCAGCCGCUCCGCGGCAUGUGGGAUCUUCCCGGACCGGGGCACGAACCCAUAUCCCCUGCAUCGGCAGGCGGACCCUCAACCACUGCGCCACCAGGGAAGCCCUAUUUUUAUUUAUUUUUAAGAAUGUAGACCUGGGCAGGAAUCCAGGAAGGCUUAAUCGGGGCUCUCUGGGUGUGCGCCUAUGGUAACACGCGUGGUUUACAGACAGGGCCCAAGACUGAAGCCCACUCUACCCCGGGCUCUGGAGGAAGCCUCCUGCUUGCCCACAGCAAACCCACCAGAAGUUACCAUCCAAAGGGUCUUAGCUCCAAAUGGUCCCCUGAGGAGGGUUGGGCUUCCUCCAGCAAACAGCCCAGUUGGGCCCCUACUCCGACCCGGACACCUCUCUGAAGCCAGGGCUUUGUGUCCCCAGGGCAAGAUGAGGACAGUCGCAGGUGGACUGGGGGGGUGCGUGGCGGGGACCAGCAGCCAGGUCUGUGUGAUGGCAGGGACCCCGCCCACCCCGUGACACCAUGGAGUUCACCUUCAGGCUGCACCAUUCUGGGCUUCGUUGUGACUGUAAUGUAGGGGGUGACGGGGGCAAAGUGCAGGGAGUGACAGAGCAAAGCGCACACCCAGGGCACUGAACGGCAGCUUGAACCUUAGCCUCACUCGUGGCUAACAGCCAGCAGAACUCCCCUGGCGCCCCUCACCCACCGGGCCGCUCUCCCUUCCCUGCAGAAAUCAGCCCUCCCGGCUAUUUAAGGUGAGUCCUUCCCCCUUGGCCCCUUCUGCGUGCUCAGCCAGUCAGGGGAAAGGUGCCUCAGGUCGGCCCGUGGUUAGGUGCUCCCUGGGACCUGGGUGGCUGCCGACAGGAGGGUGUGGCCCCUGCCCUGGUGGAGUUCGCGGCCAGUCCCCUGGGUGUGGCCACUACACCUGUCCCUCCUGCCUUGUGCCCAACGGUAGCUGAUGUGAAUUGAUGGCAUAUGGCUCAGAGGGUGAAUCAUCCCGUUCCUCUUUCCUGAGCAUGGGAACUCGGCGGCCUGGGGUCCCAGAGGAGCCCUCAGUCUGUGGGGAAAAUAGCGCCUCAAGAGCCAAGCCUGGCCCUGGAAGGCUUCCUGGAGGAAGGGAGACAUGAGCAGGCCAGUGGUUUUCUGAGUGUCUGAUGCUCUGUGCAGCUAGCUGGCCACUGUGGCGGAUGCUACCUGGACGUGGGGCAUCCAGGCUCAUCCUCUCCCUGGCCCAGAGAUCACACAGCCUGCUGGGACCACACAGUCGAUUUGGGGAAGACAAUCCUGGUCUAGGGUGUGGCACUAGUGCCUCUGGGCCUCAGCGUCCCCAGCCAGCGCUGUGGAGGAGCAAAAGUGGGGGACCCUGUAAGCGAUGCCAUCUGGAGGUCGGCUCGCAGACCGAGAGACUGGGUGCCGAUGGGUGCUCUUUAAACCAGGGUCCUUUAAGCCGCCCCAAGCACUUGCCCCCCCCCCAGUGCCAGACUGGCUCAGGGUCAGAGACCCUGACCCCCGGGGCGGGGGCUGGGCGGUGUGCGUGCUUGUGGUGCGUGUGCGCGUGCGUUGGUGCGGCCUGGCGCACCCCGUGCGCACCCACCGGCGCCUCGAGCUCAGCGCCGCGGCCCGGCCCGCCGCCGCGUGUCGUUGCAGCGCGCUGCAGGAGCAGAAGGGCGAGCUGCGCAAGCGGCUGUCCUACACCACGCACAAGCUCGAGAAGCUCGAGACCGAGUUCGACUCCACCCGCCACUACCUGGAGAUCGAGCUGCGCCGAGCGCAGGAGGAGCUGGAGAAGGUCACGGAGAAGCUGCGCAGGAUUCAGAGCAACUACAUGGCGCUGCAGAGGAUCAACCAGGAGCUGGAGGACAAGCUGUACCGCAUGGGCCAGCACUAUGAGGAAGAGAAACGAGCGCUUAGCCACGAGAUCGUCGCCCUCAACAGCCACCUGCUGGAGGCCAAGGUGACCAUCGACAAGCUAUCGGAGGACAACGAGCUCUAUAGGAAGGACUGCAAUCUAGCGGCCCAGCUGCUGCAGUGCAGCCAGACGUACGGCAGGGGCCAUAAGGUGUCCGAGCUGCCCUCAGAGUUCCAGGAGCACGUGAGCCUGCACAUGGAGAAGCAAGGCUGCAGCCUGCCCUCCCCGCUCUGCCGCCCGGCCUACGCUGACAGUGUCCCCCCCUGCGUCCUCGCCAAGGUGCUGGAGAAGCCAGACCCCGGCAGCCUGUCCUCCCAUCUGUCGGAUGCCUCAGCCCGUGACCUGGCCUUCCGCGACAGGCUGGAAAAGCCGGGCCCCCGGCCCCCCUACAAGGGGGACAUCUACUGCAGCGACACGGCCCUCUACUGCCCCGAGGAGCGGCGCCGUGACCGGCGGCCCAGUGCGGACGGGCCCGUGACCGACGUGGGCUUCCUGCGGGCCCAGAAUUCCACUGACAGCGCGGCCGAGGAGGAGGAGCCCGAGGCGGCGGCCUACCCCGCGGGCUACCGGCACGGGGCCUUCGGGGGCUACGCGGCCUCGCUGCCCACGUCCAGCUCCUACUCGAGCUUCAGCGCCGCGUCGGAGGAGAAGGAGCACGCCCAGGCCAGCACGCUCACCGCCUCGCAGCAGGCCAUCUACCUGAACAGCCGCGACGAGCUCUUCGGCCGCACGCCGCCUGCGGCCUACGGGAGCAGCCCGCGCUAUGCCUCGGCCGCGGCUGCGGUGGCCGCCCCGCUCGAGGCCGAGGCGGCCCCGGGGUUCGCGAGGACUGUGUCGCCGUACCCCGCCGAGCCCUACCGCUUCCCGGUCUCCCCCGGCCCCCAGCCCGCCCUGAUGCCCCCCAACCUGUGGAACCUGCGGGCCAAGCCGGGGUCGGCCCGGCUGGCCGCAGAGGACGUGCGCGGCCAGUGGCGGCCGCUGAGCGUGGAGGACAUCGGCGCCUACCCCUUCCCGGCCGCCGCUGCGGCCGCCGCCGCCGCCGCCCCCGGCCGCGCCUCGCCCGGCGGCUUCAACGACCGCUACUUCGGGGCCGGAGGCGGCCCGGGCGAGAAGGCCGAGGGCCGCGCCAGCCCCCUGUAUGCCAGCUACAAGGCUGACAGCUUCUCGGAGGGCGAUGACCUCUCCCAGGGCCACCUGGCCGAGCCCCGCUACCUCCGGGCGGCCGGUGACCUGAGCCUCAGCCCCGGCCGCUCGGCUGAGCCCCUGCCCAGCUACGCGGCCAGCGAGGGGGAGCGGGAGAGGCUCGGGGUGCAGCUCUGUGGGGCGGGGGGCAGCCCCGAGCCCGAGCACAGCCCUCGGAGCUCCAGGGAUUCCCUGGAGCCCAGCUCCAUGGAGGCCUCCCCGGAGAUGCACCCCGGCGCCCGCCUCAGCCCGCAGCCCGCCUUCCCUCGGACUGGCGGCUCGGGGCUCAGCCGCAAGGACAGUCUCACAAAAGCCCAGCUCUACGGAACCCUGCUCAACUGAGCACCCACGUGCAGGCCUCGGCCGUGGCCGCCCCGCACACCGGGUCCCGAGGGGUGCUGCCUCGCCUCCCUGAUACCCGUCCUCCCGGCCCCGCAAACGAGGACCCCGUUGAGCCGGGGGAGGGGGGGCACCCCACCCACGUGUCUCGUCCGCCCCCGCACCGCCACGGUGGACCGUUUCUCACACAGCAGCCUCCUUCCCCACCAGAGAUGAGCAUCCCCCCUUUUAUAAAGUGCAACUAUUUUUAUAGAGCAAAAGGGUCUUUCUUAACGCACUCAGCCUCCAGCUCCCUGGAUGGUGGCCUAGGCGUUUUCGACGCGACGCUCCUUGAUUUUCGGGUGAGGGUGAGUGGGGCCUGCCCCUCAGAGGGAAGGACGGUGUCCUGCGGAGACCCCCCGCCAGCCAGUGACAAGGGAACCCUGACGCUCUGUCCACAAAGAGGGGGACUGGAACGGGUGGAGGGAUGUGUAACGUUUUCAGCUGUUCUUGCCGUGUGGCCGACGACCGACCACCCCCCAGCUCCCCCGUGGUCCGUAGUCCCAAGUGGGGCCGGUGCUCGUCCCCCCAGUGUCCCGCUCCCCGGUACCACCUCGCUCUACCUCAGAUGUAAUGAGGCCCUCCGACCCCGGUUUCUGUAGCUUGCUUUCCUGUCGUCUGUGAUGCAUGCCCCGUCUCAGUACUGUAUUUUGCAUUCAUUAAUAAAAGACAUCGGUGGAAAGAAUUUGAGUUUGGGUAGUUUCUUCUCUCCCUUGCCUUUUGAUCUCGGGACGUGUGGCCUUGGGUGUCUCCCCCCAUCGUCCCCUCUCUCAGGCCAGGGCAGCCUGAUGAUAACACUCCUCCCCCGCCCUGGCACUGUGUCGUCCAGUGUUUGAGUUCUUCCAUCGUCUCAACCCACUAAACGUUGUUAUUGCCAUUUCAUACAAUGUUCCUUAUAGACUUUGCUUCUGCCUCAAGCUUCCUUAGGAGGUCCUUUAGUUCAGCUCUGCUGGUGACAAACUCUUCUGGGUUUUUUUUUUUUUUUUGCUCUGAAGAUGUCUUUGCCCCAUUUCUGAAGGAUAUUCUCACUGCGGAGAAUGUCAGCGGGGGUCUCUUACCCUCAGUGCACAGAGAUGUCACCUGGCUUCCUGCUGGGGUGGGACUCGCCAUCAGUCCCCC